AUGCACCCCUCACCCACCACUUAGGAUCGCAAUUCCACUACUCUGCCUUCUGCUAUCCACCCAUCUGUAACAAUGGCUUCAGCCCAUGACAGAGCUGUACUUCAGGCCAUCUUUAACCCCACCAGCCCUCCAGGAGACGUCCCUGGAUUAAACCAAGAGGAGGAACUGACAGACGAUGACAGUGGCUUUGAGGUUGGGCUACUACAGCAGGUCAAAGAGCUGGAGAUGGAGGGGGUUGCAGCAGCAGAGGCUGGGGAUCUACCCACAGCUCUGGAAUGGUUCAGCCAGGCCAUAGACACACUGCCGCAGAGAGCCUCUGGCUACAACAACAGGGCCCAGACCAGACGACUCCAGGAGGACACAGAAGGAGCCCUAGAGGACCUGGAGCGUGCCAUCGCUCUGAGUGGGGGUGUAGGGCGUACAGCGUGUCAGGCUCUGGUCCAGAGAGGCUUGCUGCUGAGGCUGGCCUGCCAGGAUGAUAAGGCCCGGGAGGACUUCAAGAGGGCAGCCGUCCUGGGCAGUGAGUUCGCCCGGCAACAGGUAGUGGUUCUGAAUCCGUACGCUGCCCUCUGCAACCGCAUGCUGACGGAGGUCAUCAACAAGCUACGCAACCCGGAGGUGUCAGAGACACAGUAGUCAAAGGACAAGACUUACCACCCCAACACUGGCAAACCAAAUACAUUUGUAUCACUUGUGCAUGCAUUAAUUGUUGUCUUGAGAAAUGAAUUAAUAAACGUUUACGUUUUAUUGAA
This is a messenger RNA of Oncorhynchus nerka (sockeye salmon), 752 nucleotides long. RefSeq names its product tetratricopeptide repeat domain 36 (gene ttc36). Gene Ontology annotation, molecular function: protein binding. The transcript is spliced from 3 exons. Bases 73 to 636 code for a protein of 187 amino acids. The record is from RefSeq and is a predicted model, not a curated record. Lineage: Eukaryota; Metazoa; Chordata; Actinopteri; Salmoniformes; Salmonidae. Gene Ontology annotation, biological process: cilium assembly.